Molecule: messenger RNA, 726 nt
Organism: Kwoniella botswanensis
Lineage: Eukaryota; Fungi; Basidiomycota; Tremellomycetes; Tremellales; Cryptococcaceae
Exons: 7
Coding region: 1-726 (241 amino acids)
Molecular function (GO): hydrolase activity
Source: RefSeq, a predicted model, not a curated record
AUGUCAGGUGAUUGCUGUAAACUCCCCCCUGUCCAAGCCGAAUAUACCCCCAAGGGUUCAUACAGCACUAUCAACGGUCUCAAGACUUACGCUGUCGGACCUGAAGACGCUAAAGUAACUGUAUUGAGCGUAUAUGAUAUCUUUGGAUACUCUCCGCAGAUCUUACAAGGUGCCGACCUCAUUGCCUCGCAGGGAUACAGAGUUUUGAUGCCUGAUUUCUGCGAUGGGAAAUACGCUACUGCCGAUAUGUUUGCUCCUGGAGGAGAGGAAAAACGAACUCAAUUCUUCUCCGGAUUUCCCGGAGCCAUCACCUCUCAACUUGAACCAGUAGCCAAAUACGUCCAACAGCUCAAGUCAUCUAGCUCUUCCUCGAAGGUCGCUGCUAUAGGUUACUGCUGGGGAUACAAAGUGGUUGUCGAAGCUCAAAGUCAAGCUGGUGUACAGGCCAUUAUCGGUGCUCACCCAUCGUUCGCCGCUAAAGAAGAUGGUGAUAAGAUUGAUGUACCUACUUUGUUGCUGCCCUCUGGAGGUGAAGAUAUGGAAGUUAUGACCCAAAUCCAAAAGAUUGUCGAAUCAAAACUCCCAGGUAAAAUCUCAAUGAAACAUUAUCCUGAUAUGCCUCAUGGAUGGAUGGCUGCCCGAGGUGAUCUCUCUGGUGGUAAAGCUACCGAAGACUUCGCGGAUGGUUACAAGUUGACUGUUAAAUUCCUCAAAGACACUUUCUAA